AUGCGUCUUUUGCCAACGCUCGCCACCGCCCUCCUGUUCGCAGUCAAUGUGACCGGAAGUCCAGCCGCACCUUCAGCCUCGGUGGAAUCCGUCACCCCCGUCGUGAAUAGUGUAGACGAGGCCGCUCCGACAACCUCAGCCCCGACAACCUCCACUGCUCAGGCAAACAAUGUCAAUCAGGCCAAUGUCGCAGCCGAGACUACUACUGCCGCCGACACCGUCAAUGCUGCCGACACGGCUACUGCGCCUGCGCCUGCGACGGAAGAGACCACCGCUGUUGCAGAAACCGCAGACCCGACCACGGCCAACCCUGUGGAAUCCGUGGUCGGUGGUAUAAAGACCGCUCUUGGUGCCGAUGCGAAUAAAUCAAAUUCAGCCGAUGCAGCCAGUUCGACUGGAACUGUUGAUAACUCGGCUGCUGUAACUAGCUCCUUCGCUGCGGCGACUACCUCCUCGGCCCCCAAGGCUACCUCCUCCGCUGCAUCUGAUACAGGCACCUCAAGCACCAAGUCUACCAGCUCUGAUAGUAGUUCCGACGAUACCACAUCUUCUGAUAUCCUGCCAGACUUGAAAGAUGCCUUGUCGAGUUUGCUCGGGGGUAGUGGCGGCCUUGGGGACCUUCUAAGUGGUCUUGAAAGUUUGCUUAACCCCAGCUUCUUGGGUAAUUUCGCCGACACCUUCGAAUAUCUCUCUACCGGUCUAGCACCCCCGGUCGACAACCAGCUCCGAACCUUGGUGGGCAAUGCCAACGACCUCCUGACUGCAAGCUUCAUCAAGAAGACCGGUAGUCUCAUUGACAAUGCCAAUAGCCUCUUGACCGAGGAGAACACCAAGGAGAUUGGAACUCUCCUCCAGGUGGCCAAUAAGUUGUUGUCCAGUCAGUUUAUCGACAAGGUGGACAAUCUCAUCGACAACGCCAACAACCUCCUCACCUCCAAUUUCGUCAAGAAGACCACAAACCUCAUUGACAAAGCCAGCCCUCUCAUUGACAAGGCUAGCCCUCUCAUCGAUGAUGCCAGUGGCCUGCUUACCGAGAAGAACGUUCAAGCGAUUCAGUCACUCUUGACCAACGCCAACACGCUGCUUACUGCCACAUUUGUCAAGGAGACCACCAAUCUCAUCGGCAAGGCCAGCCCUCUCAUCGACGACGCCAGUGGACUCCUUACCGAGGGCAAUGUCAAGGCAAUUGAGUCACUCUUGUCCAAUGCAAACAAACUGCUCACACCCAGCUUUAUCUCGACUACCGGCCAGCUCAUCAAGCAGGCCGGUCCUCUCAUCAACCAAGCAAGCGGUCUUCUCACCGCGGGUAAUGUCAAGGAGAUUGAAUCACUUUUGGGCAAUGCCAACAAGCUGCUCACGCCCAGCUUUAUCUCGACCACCGGCAAGCUUAUCAACCAAGCCGGUCCUCUUAUCAAUCAGGCAAGCGGUCUGCUUACUGAGGGCAAUGUCAAAGAGAUCGAGACUCUCCUCGGCAAUGCUAAUAGCCUGCUGACUACCAGCUUCGUGAACCAGACAACUAGUUUGAUCGAUGAAGCUAGUGAGCUCUUGUCUUCGGAUACGGUUGACGGGCUGAAGUCUCUCCUCACUCAGCUUACUCCUAUCAUUCCCGAGCUGAAGGGCCUGCUCAAGCCAGCCACUAUCAGCGCAAUUGAGAACGUGCUUGGCAACGCUAACAAGUUGCUCACGGACUCCUUCGUCAAGGAUACCAAUACUCUGGUCACCGAGGCUGUCGGCCUUCUCACCCCCGACCUGGUCAAGGCUCUAAAGUCGCUUCUUAGCGACCUUACUCCGCUGAUCCCCGAGUUGAAGUUGCUGUUGACCAAGGAAACAAUCAAUUCGAUCGAGGCCCUCUUGAACAACGCCGGAAACUUGCUCACGUCAGACUUCGUCAAGGAAACCAAGGGACUGGUCGGCGAAGCCAGCGACCUCCUCACUCCGGAGGUGGCCAGUGGGUUGAAGUCGGUCCUGAAGGACGUCAUUCCUUUGCUUCCGGAGCUGAAGUCGCUUCUGAACAAGAGCACCAUCUCUGCCAUUGGCUCUCUCCUGUCCAACGCCAACACCCUCUUGACCCCCAAGUUCGUCAACGAGACCAUUGGUCUGGUCGACAGCGCAGACGACCUCCUGACCCCAACCAUCGUCACUGGACUGAAGGAUCUCCUCGGCGACGUCAUUCCCCUGAUCCCCGAUCUCAGAAAGUCACUGCUGAACACCACCAUCAUCACCGACCUGGGAUACAUUGUGACCAACGCGACGACUUUGCUCACGCCCGCCUUUGUCGACGAUACCGCAGACCUUGUCGAGAACGCCGAUGGCCUCUUGACCCCCAAGGUGGUCAGCACGCUCAAGGAGAUUCUUGGAUACGUGCCUGAUUUGUUGCCCGAGGUGAAGAAGUUGCUCAAGCCAUCUGUCAUUUCGGAUGUUGGCGCGCUCUUGGAAAACGCUCAUGAUCUCCUCACUCCUAAGUUCGUCAACGAGACAAGCGUGCUGAUCGAUGACGUGACAAGCUUCUUGCCUUUGAUCCAGGAAUUGCUCAAGGCGCUGUGA
Penicillium psychrosexuale is the source of this 2544-nucleotide messenger RNA. RefSeq lists its product as uncharacterized. The record is from RefSeq and is a predicted model, not a curated record. NCBI's taxonomy places the organism in Eukaryota, Fungi, Ascomycota, Eurotiomycetes, Eurotiales, Aspergillaceae. The transcript has a single exon. Bases 1 to 2544 code for a protein of 847 amino acids.